Molecule: messenger RNA, 1244 nt
Organism: Sphaerodactylus townsendi
Lineage: Eukaryota; Metazoa; Chordata; Lepidosauria; Squamata; Sphaerodactylidae
Product: RNA-binding Raly-like protein
Exons: 7
Coding region: 297-914 (205 amino acids)
Cellular component (GO): nucleus
Molecular function (GO): RNA binding
Source: RefSeq, a predicted model, not a curated record
CUGAACCAAUGACACUGAGAUCACCAUUACAGAAAUACUUUGCUAUUCUGGCUCCGCGCACCCCUGUGCAAGUGCCGGAGACGGUUUGCUGGGCCUUCUCAUCCUCCAUUUUCUCCCCCCCACCUUCAAAGGACAGAUGGUACAUUCCUCUGGUACAGCAUUCAGACUAGAGAUCCAUUCUCUAGUAAAGAGCUGCUGGCAACCCAGCGUCUGCUCGCAGAGAGAUCCCCUCCGGCUGGGCAGAAGCGAUUCCAGAGCCUGGCACCGACCCCUCCCCCAUCUCACUCCAGGGUGGCAUGACACUUUUUGGCAGCAGAGAAGCGUGCUGGAGAUAUCCAGACAUGGCCCAAGAACCUAAGCUGAGCCAUACCCGGUCUGGUCAGAAGAGGCAACAUAGUGGAGGCCUGUACCACUGUGAUCUGGACUAUGAAGUAUACAAAGAGGAUUUUCCAUACAGGGUCUAUGAAUACCAGAAGAUCCCUCCUCUUAUCAGUCAUAUCCCUGUCAAGACCAAGCGAAGCCACCUAGGGUCUGGGGGCAAGAGCGCUCUGGGCCCUCACACAGGGUUGAGGAGCAGCAGCAACUCCAUGGCAGGCCGUACAAAGUUACGAGCAGAAGAGCUACACUCCAUCAAAGGGGAACUAAGUCAGAUCAAAGCCCAGGUGGACAGUUUACUGGAGAGCCUGGAUCGGAUGGACCAAAGGCGGGAGCAUCCGACAGGUUCCAAAGAAGGCAAGAAGAAAAACCUCUCCAGUGGGGAGUCUUCGUAUUCACCUAGUGAUACAUCCCAGAAGAAGGAGAGCGCAACCAACGACAGACACACUGCUACACAGGAGGUCGACAGUGCCGACGAGAGCACAGAUACCGAAGAAGCGGCAAGAAAUCACAGGUUGGAUCCCGAGAGCAGCCAGUAAGUCCUUCAGAGCACCGUAAUCCCUUGCCCUGCAUUCCCUUACCUGUGUUUUGUAUUUCUUUCAAUGCGUCGAAGUUAAACAGUGCUUUAGUUACGUCAGCAAUCGGUUCUGGUGCGGAGAAGAGCAAGGAUUGAGCCCCGAUCAACCAGCUCCUUUCUCCGGUCUGGAAGAGAGGCGAGAGAUUCGUAGGACGUGCAGGAGAGGAAGCAACGUGUUCUUUGUUGUGAAAACUUAAAUAUGCCAACCUGGGAGGAGGGUGGGAAAAGCAGGCAAUAAGAGGGCCCAACUGAACCUGCCCACCAUGAAACAGAAAUAAAAACAGUAGCAGUC